UCUCAGCUCCGCUCCUGGAUUUUUCUCGUUCCUUUUUCUCCUCUCAGGAGAUCAAUGGUCCUGAUCCCGCCGGUGUGGAUGAUUCCCGCUCCAAGCUCAGUUGCAAGCGGCCAUCGAAUACUCCGACCCCGCAUGGUUCCGGUCAUUUCUGCCUAGUGUAUGCAGCUACAACCAACAGCGCGUUGUCUAUUUGCCUCCAGCCUCGUGGGCUACAACUAUGCAGGCCUCUACCGACAACCGAGCCAUGGACGGGGUAUGGAGUUGUCAAUUUUGCUCGGCAGUCUUUCAUCGCUUAGACCAUCACAAGCGACAUAUAGCUACCCAUAGCUCACAGAAGCCUUUCAGAUGUGGAUUCUGCGGCUCUCAUUACAAACGAGGAGAUGUCUUGCGGCGACACUGGAAGUCUUGUUCUGCCCGUAUACAUGCCGGUCAGGCCAUCCCAGGACCUCGAAUAGGCGGCAAAGAACGGCACGCAUGUGAUGUCUGCGCUAGGCUAAAGAAAUCCUGUGAUGGGGGGCAGCCAUGCUUAGAAUGCGCCACGCGGAGGAAGGAAUGCACUUACUUGCGACUGCAGGAUAGCGGGGGGGCUCCGCGCAACCAGCACACCCCUUCGCCGACUUUCAUCCAAUCGCAGCCCGAGCCCAUAAACUCAAUACCCGAUUUGGCGCUUCCCACAUGGGAUCUAGGGCUCCAGCCAUACUAUCCAAACCUCCAGACUCGUCUGAAGGCUCGCGCACGACGCGAUGGCGUCCAAACAGGGGGAUGAAUCUACACAGCUGCUUUACGAACAGGAGCAUCAAAUAAAGGCGUGGUAUUUCGAGGAAUAAGCCAUCUACUUGGAGUUUGGGAACACCAGCGAACAGAGCAUGG
Aspergillus neoniger CBS 115656 is the source of this 870-nucleotide messenger RNA. RefSeq lists its product as uncharacterized. Lineage: Eukaryota; Fungi; Ascomycota; Eurotiomycetes; Eurotiales; Aspergillaceae. Gene Ontology annotation, biological process: regulation of DNA-templated transcription. The record is from RefSeq and is a predicted model, not a curated record. The transcript has 3 exons. The coding region runs from base 218 to 766 and encodes 182 amino acids. Gene Ontology annotation, molecular function: DNA-binding transcription factor activity, RNA polymerase II-specific; zinc ion binding.